This is a messenger RNA of Crotalus tigris (Tiger rattlesnake), 1213 nucleotides long. RefSeq names its product fumarylacetoacetate hydrolase domain containing 2A (gene FAHD2A). The coding region runs from base 36 to 1100 and encodes 354 amino acids. Gene Ontology annotation, molecular function: hydro-lyase activity. The record is from RefSeq and is a predicted model, not a curated record. NCBI's taxonomy places the organism in Eukaryota, Metazoa, Chordata, Lepidosauria, Squamata, Viperidae. The transcript is spliced from 8 exons.
UGGAAACGCUCUCCCCCGCUGAACGUGCCGCGGGGAUGCCUGGGAACUGUAGUCCGCCUGUCUCAUGCAGCACUGCUCUCGGGCGUCCCGCCGCCGCCGCCGCUGCUCCUCCUCCUGCCGACAGCUCGCAGGUUUGGAUGCAGUGCCAACCGUGGAGGUUUCUUCCUGUGGGCUUCAGGCUGAGCUGGGCUUGGAAGACCGUGGGGCGCAGGAGAGUUUCCCAGCUGAGUGGGGCCAUGAGGCUGGUUCAGUUCCAGGCCAAGGGAUCAACUGAGGCCCGGAUUGGGCUGGAGGAGCAAGACGGUGGAGAUGUGGUGGACCUGAACGCUUUUGACCCAUCCUUGCCCAGGACCAUGCGGGCCUUCCUGGAGGCAGGAGAGGCGGCACUUGCAGCAGCCAGAAGAGCACAGCAGUCUGGAUGUCCUCCUCUGCCCCGUUCCGAACUGGCCCUCUUGGCACCCAUCACCAGCCCAGAUAAAGUGAUCUGUGUCGGCAUGAACUACGUGGACCACUGCCUGGAGCAGAAUGUCAAGAUCCCCAAGGAGCCGAUCAUCUUCAGCAAGUUCUCCAGUUCUAUUGUGGGACCCUACGAUGCCAUCAUUCACCCAGGGGAGACCGACGAAGUUGACUGGGAAGUUGAGUUGGCUUUUGUCAUUGGAAAGAAAGGAAAACACAUCCAGGAAUCUGAUGCAAUAGCUCACGUGGCUGGUUUCAUGGUGGCGCACGACGUGAGUGCCCGAGACUGGCAGAUGAGGAACGGGAAGCAAUGGCUGCUAGGGAAGACCUUUGACACCUUUUGCCCGCUGGGCCCAGCUCUUGUGACCAAGGACUCCGUGUCAGACCCUCACAAUUUGGGCAUCCGCUGCCGAGUGAACGGCGAACUCGUCCAAAACGGCAGCACCAACCAGAUGAUCUUCAAAACGGAGACUCUUGUCGCAUGGGUGUCUCAGUUUGUCACAUUGUACCCAGGAGAUGUCUUCCUGACUGGGACACCACCAGGGGUGGGAUUUUUCCGGAAGCCACCCAUUUUCCUCAAGAGAGGAGAUGAAGUACAGUGUGAAAUUGAUGAGCUGGGAACCAUCUGCAACAAAGUGAUGUGAAGGUUUUCCUGCGGUGGCCCUCGACAAAACGAUCGGCUGGGGUUAGAAUGCACCAGUGCCUUCCUGGAUUCUAAUCACAAGCAUAAAUAAAGAAGUUCUUAAAAUGCUCAAGA